GAGGAGGAUGUAAGAAAUUAUACAGGAAGCAGCAGAACAGCAGCAGCAGCUACUUUCCUGAUAUCCAUCAAGUUCGUAAGGAUGGUGUUUAUCUUUAUGAAGAAUUCCUCCCUACCUUCGGUACAGAUGUUAAGGUAUACACUGUUGGACCCCUUUUUGCGCAUGCGGAAGCCAGGAAGAGCCCCAGCGUAGAUGGCGUUGUUUGCCGCUCAGCUGAUGGGAAGGAAGUUCGCUACCCCGUCAUACUAACAGAGUUUGAGAAAUGCAUUGCUUAUAAACUCGUGAGGGCAUUCAAGCAAGUUGUCUGCGGGUUUGAUAUAUUACGUACAAGUCGUGGUCCUUUUGUUUGUGACGUAAAUGGAUUUUCUUUUGUUAAAUCUAGUGUUAAAUAUUAUGAGGAUUGUAGUAGUAUAAUAAGAUUAUAUUUCUUAAAUAAAUUAGCAGAUAGAUGUGCACGUGCUGCAUUACAUACUGUUGUACCUUCUUCUUCUUCUUCUUCUUCGUCAUUAGCAUUACCAGCAGCAGCAGGAACAGAAUCAGGAACAGAGGGGGAAGCAACAGCAGCUGCAGCUGCAGCUGCAGCAGCAGCGCAGCAGCAUCAACUACAGUUGCAGCAGAAUCUUGAACUGUAUCUUGCACAGCAGCAGCGUCGUUGUCCUCAUGAAGAAGAUGCAAGUUUACCAGGUGUAUUUUGGGUACCUGGGGGCCCCCAUAGUGGGCCCCUACCUCCUCCAUUAGGAGGAGAAGAGGAGACAGGAGAUGGACGUCGUCGUAUGCCACGUUGUUUAUGUAUGGCAUUAGAGACAGAAGAGGAGACAGAAGGAGUAGAGGAAGAAUUAAGAACAGUAGUAGUAGUAAUGAGACAUGGAGACAGGAGACCUAAACAAAAAUUAAAAUUUUUAUCUACACAACCUAUUUUAUUACAUUUAUUUGAUGGAAAAAAUACAAAAAAAGAAAUUAAAUUAAAAAGUCCUGAGGAGCUUAGGGAUCUAUUAGAGAGGAAUACAGAUAUUAUUACUAAUCUUGGGCGUGAGGUGGCAGCAGCAACUCACGAGCUGCAGACGAGUGGCGCAGCAGCUGGGGUACCAGUAGGAGGGGAAGGAGACGCCUCCGCCCCUACCCCUAUGGAUGAUGGUUCACAACAGCAACAGCAACAGCAGCAGCAGCAAGAUCGCAGCAACAACAGUACCAGCAACAGCAACAGCAGUAGCAACAGUAACAGCAGCAACAGCAGCCAGAGCAGCUCUGCAGCGCGGCAGGGGAGCCACCUGGAGGCCCUUAAGGCAGAGCUGCGGCUGCAUAAGCAGCUACAAAAGGUAUUAUUGCAGGGUGAUGGAUUUGCAGGUAUAAAUAGAAAAAUACAAUUAAAGCCUAAAAGAUGGAGACACGAAUUAGAUGUGUCUCCUUCUGUCUCCUCAUGUGGGGUCGCCCCAAGAGACUCCUCUUCCAAACAGCAGCAGCAGCAGCAACCGCAACAACAGCAGCAACAGCAACAGCAGCAGCAGCACGGGGCACAAGAGACAGAGCAGCAGACAUUUCAAGGAGAGUUAAGCCGUAAAGCAUCGGCUGCUUGCCUUAGUGGAGCAAGUGUCCCCCCUGGGGUCUUAAGGUCUUGCAGUGUCCCCUUACUGCCUUCUGCCCCUCCUGUCUGUUUGUUGUCUCCGCCUGUUGCUUCUGCUGCUUCCUUUACCCUAGCUGAUAAGACCCACUACACAGGGGCAGCAAGCCCAACAGAGGCACCGAGCGCCGGUGCUGCUGGUGCUGCUGCUGCAGCAGCUGCUGCUGCAGCAGCAGUAGCAAACUGGCAGGAAAAGGCGCAGCGUGGGAACACCACAUGCAGCAGCCCUGCAGCAAAGCAGUCACCGCCGCAGGCAGGCAGCAGCGUCAGCAGCAACAACAGCACAGGCUGGUGCAACAGCAGCACCAGCAGCCACAGCAGCAAACAACUAGAGAGUUGUGUUGUUGUAGCUAAAUGGGGGGGAGAGCUAACAGCUAUAGGAAGGAAACAGGCAGAGGACUUAGGGCAACGCUUCCGAUACCAACUCUAUCCAGGAGACAGCGCAGGGUUACUGCGACUUCACAGCACAUUCCGCCACGACUUUAAAAUUUAUACUAGCGAUGAAGGAAGUCGCCUGUAG
Messenger RNA from Eimeria maxima, 2138 nucleotides. Its product is annotated as Inositol hexakisphosphate and diphosphoinositol-pentakisphosphate kinase, related. The record is from RefSeq and is a predicted model, not a curated record. Gene Ontology annotation, molecular function: inositol hexakisphosphate kinase activity; 5-diphosphoinositol pentakisphosphate 1-kinase activity; diphosphoinositol pentakisphosphate kinase activity. Gene Ontology annotation, biological process: inositol metabolic process; inositol phosphate biosynthetic process. The annotation marks the transcript as partial. The transcript has 7 exons. NCBI's taxonomy places the organism in Eukaryota, Apicomplexa, Conoidasida, Eucoccidiorida, Eimeriidae.